Messenger RNA from Ruditapes philippinarum (Manila clam), 1936 nucleotides. RefSeq names its product zinc transporter Slc39a7-like. The record is from RefSeq and is a predicted model, not a curated record. Gene Ontology annotation, cellular component: membrane. Lineage: Eukaryota; Metazoa; Mollusca; Bivalvia; Venerida; Veneridae. Gene Ontology annotation, biological process: intracellular zinc ion homeostasis; zinc ion transmembrane transport. Gene Ontology annotation, molecular function: zinc ion transmembrane transporter activity.
UGACACCGUCGGCUUCAUCUGCGUAUUCAGACGCUCUAGAAAAGCGCUUCGCGAGAAAGAUGUACACGUCUACGAAAAUGUUUUCCUCUAAACAUUUUACACUGACAAUUUUUACAUUAACAACUCUAUUUAUUUCAUUAAAUUUCAUUUCAAUUGCUGAAUGUCACGGACAUGAUCACGAUCAUGGACAUUCUCACGAUGAACCUGCAUCUUUCAAAUAUUCACAGCAAGCAAACGAACUUCCUGCAGAUCAUGGACAUGCUCACUCUCAUGGGGGACAUGGGCAUACACACGGAGAUCAUGGUCACACUCACGGGGAUCAUGGUCACGCUCAUUCCCAUGGAGGAGAACAACAUGCACAUUCACAUGGUGGUAAACGGGAAGCCCCAGGACAUGGGCAUUCCCAUGGAGAGCAACCUAAAGGAAAAGCUGUGAAAAAUACUGGAAUAAAGUUGUUGAUUGAGGCUAUCACAGCAACAGCAGUCAUAAGCAUUUCACCAAUUUUCAUUUUGUUGUUUAUUCCUUUAGAUAAUACAGACAAACAUCAGCCAUUAUUGAAAGUUCUACUAAGUUUUGCAUCAGGAGGGCUGUUGGGAGAUGCCUUUCUCCAUCUUAUUCCGCAUGCAGUGUCUCCACAUUCACAUGGUGGAGAUGAUCAUGGACACACACAUUCCCAUGACGAAGGUGGACACUCUCAUGAUAUGUCUGUAGGGCUUUGGGUUUUGGCUGGUAUUAUUGCAUUCCUAAUGGUAGAAAAAUUUGUAAGGAUUGUAAAAGGAGAUCAUGCCCACUCACAUGCACCACCAAAGAAAGAAAAGGAGGCAAAAGAUAACAAGGAAAACACAAAAGAUGAUAAGGAAACGACCAAAGAAACUACAAAUAAAAAGACAGACGAGGUAGUUCAGACUAAAGAAACACCAGUUGAAGAUAUAAAAGUAGCUGGGUACCUGAAUCUUGCCGCAGAUUUUGCUCACAACUUUACAGAUGGUCUGGCUAUUGGAGCAUCUUUCAUGAUGGGUCAGAGCUUAGGAAUUAUAACAACUAUCACAAUUUUCCUCCAUGAGAUUCCCCAUGAAAUUGGUGACUUUGCUAUCUUGGUUCAGUCUGGCUGUACUAAGAAAAAGGCUAUGAUGUUACAGUUUAGUACAGCUAUAGGUGCUAUGCUGGGUACAAUCUCAAGUCUGUUUGCGGAGGGUGUUGGCGAGGCAGCGACUACAUGGAUAUUACCAUUUACUGCCGGAGGCUUCAUCUACAUUGCCACAGUUUCUGUCAUUCCUGAACUUCUAGAAGACACUAAACUUGGACAGUCCAUCAAAGAAAUUUUGGCUUUGUUAGUUGGCGUAUAUAUGAUGGUUUUAAUAGGACAAUUUGAAUAAUCAAUACUUGCAAUGAUUAUUGGGUAUACUAUAUUUAACUCAUAAAAUAACAGCACUAUAUUGUUUUAGCUUUAAAAUGGUGAACACUUGAAUUAACUGAUAGUAGAAAUCAAAAUGAUCAUAGACUUAGUUACUGUAUUUCAGAUCUAUCACAGUCAUUUUUCAUUAAAAUUAAAAAAAAUUAACAAAUUGUCUAGCAAGAAUGUUUGAAUGUGAUCAUUUUGUAAUUUGAGAGCUGGUCUCGAAGGUUUUCUUUUUAUUAUAUAUAAUAACGCUUAUAAUGUAAUAUAUAAGAACAUAUGAAACAAAGAUAUAUGAAUUAUGUUUACAUUGUUGUUAUUGUACUUUAUCAUUUUGUGUAUAAACAGCUUAUUCAUAUCAUUAACAACAGAAAUUUAAACUCAGAUAUCAUAAAACUGUUGCAGUAUAUAUACAUGUAUAUUGAUUCUACCUAGUUCUUUAUGAUUUUUAUCUUUGCUUUAUUUACAAGAGUUAGUCAGAACUUGGGAGAAUCACAGGAAAUGUUAGAUUAAUGUAACAUAUUAUUAUACUAGAUCAGU